Messenger RNA from Fundulus heteroclitus (mummichog), 1317 nucleotides. RefSeq lists its product as uncharacterized. The record is from RefSeq and is a predicted model, not a curated record. NCBI's taxonomy places the organism in Eukaryota, Metazoa, Chordata, Actinopteri, Cyprinodontiformes, Fundulidae. The transcript is spliced from 2 exons. Bases 83 to 1114 code for a protein of 343 amino acids.
UUCGUUUGCUGUGUUUCUUUUCUUUUAGGACACUACCCCAAAUUGCACCCCCAUCCCUGAGUUGCGCUAACACUGACUUUUAAUGUUAAUGGAGGAAGAGCUACUGGAAUUGAAGACCCUGGUUGCUCAAUUAAAGGCUGACAAUGAGAAGCUGCGUGCAGAGCGUUCACCUUCCACAUCUAGCUCCAGUGCCGGGCCGUCUUCAGCUUCUGCACCCCCCACCGCCCAAAUAACGGACAGGUUAGUGUUUGUUCCACGCGAUCGUAAGUGUCCUAUGUUUAGGGGACGGGUGGGGAUUAGUGUGAGCGAGUGGGUUGAGGAGGUGCAGGCGUGUAUGCGGGCACGAAAUUUGUCAGCAGUAGAUCAGGCCUUCUUUUUGUAUGACCAUUUAGAAGGAGAGGCUAGGGAUGAGGUCAAAUAUCGCUCUAGUCAGGAACAAGGGGAUCCGGCUAAAAUCAUUUCUAUCCUCAAGGAGCUUUAUGGAUGUAAUGAGUCGCAUGUUGCAUUACAGGAGGCCUUUUUCUCCAGAAAGCAAUUGGAUGGGGAAACAUUGCAAGAGUUCUCCCUUGCUUUGAUGAGCCUCAUGGAGAAAGUAAAAGUACAGGCCCCUAGGGACAUGCCAAACGCUGAAGUUCUCUUGCGUGAUCAGUUUAUAGAAUAUGUCCUUGAUGGUGCACUUCGUCGUGCGCUAAAACAGUACGUUCGUCUGAAACCGGCAGCAACACUGCUUGAGGUCAGAGGUGAGGCAAUGAGGUGGGAAUUGGAGGGUUUGCCAGCUAGUAUGCGGGGCCGGAGUAACUCUCUGCCUUCAGCACCCAGCUUUCAGUUUGCUGUGCGUGGUGGGUCACCAGCUAUUGCUAGCCCCACUCAAACAGAGGUUAAUGAGUUAAAAGAGCUCUUAAAACAGCAACAGGAGCACACUACGCAUGCACAGGGAGAACAUGCGACCUGCUGGUGCCGUCACUUUGAUUUAGUUUACAUUUUCUCUCUUUGUUCUUCUCAGACAUUCAUUUUUUUAGAUAAUGCUGUUUUAUUAUUUUUAGUUUACUUGUUUAUGUGUAUGAAUGUGAUCCUGGCACUACUCUGGAGGAACAAAAAUGAAUGUUUCAUGUAAAGAUGUGACAAAGACAUGAAAAAUAAAGCUAAAUGAUCUGAUCUUGUUAUCUAAAUCUUUCCCAAAUCAAAUUAAAACAUCUCCAUCAAUAAUUCACAUCAUUUGACUUAUUUUCCUAAUUUUUGUUCUCCAGUCCAAAGCAUUUUAAGUGUUAAAUGUUCAAUACAAAAAAUAUCAAAGAAGAAACUAAAUAAUUGACAAGG